Molecule: messenger RNA, 1581 nt
Organism: Lichtheimia ornata
Lineage: Eukaryota; Fungi; Mucoromycota; Mucoromycetes; Mucorales; Lichtheimiaceae
Exons: 6
Coding region: 1-1581 (526 amino acids)
Cellular component (GO): nucleus; cytosol; ribonucleoprotein complex
Molecular function (GO): mRNA 3'-UTR binding; poly(U) RNA binding; poly(A) binding
Source: RefSeq, a predicted model, not a curated record
AUGACAUCUGGAGGGAGCAAUAAUACUACUACUACCACUUCUCCUCAUCCAACGGAUGACAAGCCUGUUACUGCAGCAACUACAACACCACAGCAACAGCAACAGCAACCCACCACUGUUCCAGUACAACAACAACCACCAUCAGGGGCUAUUCCUUUCAAUGGAGUCAUGACACCGACAUCACCACCCUAUCCACCUUAUGUCACCUACAUUGACCCUGAGCAUGUGGAUGAAGCGGGUGGGUAUACUUAUGUGUACCCCAUGAGCCCACAGUUCUCUGUGCAGUAUUAUCAAGACUUGAAUGGGUAUCAAAGUUAUCCAGGUUCGCCUGCAUUACAUCCACAGUCGCCGCCUGUCAACCCCACCAGUCCGCCAUUCAGCCCUACCUUCCAACCUACUGGUGCUGCUCCUGGUACUUCAAUCACUUUAUCACCACCUACACAUGCCUUUGUUCUACCAUCGCAUCAUCAUCAUCAAUUCCCUCCGUUGCACAUUCCUUCUCCCGUGUUGACAGGCACCAAUCAUCCCCAUCAUCCACCCGGUUCGCCACCUCAAUUCAUUCAACCUCUACCCACAUUAUCCGCUGAUCAGCGUCAAAAACAAGCUCAAGAUCAUUUCCAUACGCAUAACGUUUAUGUACGUGGUUUGGCGGCAACUACAACAGAUGAUUCGUUCUUGGAGCUUUGCAGCGUAUAUGGCAAGAUUACAUCAAGCAAAGCUAUCAUCGAUCAAAAAACGGGUGAAUGCAAAGGAUACGGUUUUGCUAUGUAUGAAUCUGAAAAAGAGUGUCAACAUGCCAUUGAUGGAUUGAACAAAGCUGGAUUGCAGGCAUCAUUUGCCAGAGUGGGUCAGGAAUCGUUUAGCUCCCGAUUGAGAAGUCUCCAAGAUGAAACAUCAACCAACAUUUAUAUUUCAAAUCUACCUUUGGAUAUGACUGAACAGAAAUUAGAAGACUUGUUCCAACCCCACAAGACCAUUUCCAAUCGUAUCUUGAGAGAUCCACAAUCAGGAAUAAGCCGUGGUGUUGGAUUUGCCAGAUUGGCGGAUCGUCAUUCAGCAUUGACUAUUAUUGAAAAGUUCAACGGCCAUGCGAUUGAUGGAUCUUCAGCACCUUUGCAAGUGAGAUUUGCAGAUUCGCCUGCCCAAAAGAGACUCAAGAGCCAAACAGCACGUAAACGAAUACUCCGACCACGAGAAUUUCAACCCAUGGCUAGUUUCCCUGUACGAUCCAUGAUGCCAGUGACACCAGAGACCAUGCUUGGUAUUGCACCUGCCAGUGCUACUGCUGCCGGUGUAGCUACAACGGCUGCUCCACAACCUGCCUACACAUACUAUCCUCAUGAUCCGCAUCAUCCUCAAUACAUUCAUUAUCCUGCAACGUUAAUGACGACACCUAUGCCUAUGCAUGCAGCUACGGCUACAGCAGCUUCGCCACAUACAGCGCCACAGCAACAACAACAACCACAACCACAGCCGCAAGAUACUACUGCUUUGGCAUCUCCACCACCCACCACAGAUGAUAAGGAACUCAAGGAAUUGACUGCAGCUGUAGAACAAAAAUUGGACUUGACUAAACAAUAG